UUUCCACGUCGUCGCGAGCCAGCGAGCACGCGCGCAUGCUGGCUCGCUCCACGGUGUUCGAUUCAGUCCGGUUCCGUAAAUGUUGAAACCUCCAGAGCUGGCCCUGAACACGCGCAGUUCCUCACCGUCGCCGACACUUACGCCAACUGACGACAAGCGCCACCGUGUUUUCGGCAGCCCUCCCGGUAGAGAGCAGUCGACCAGCGACGUGAAACGACAAAUGUACUUUGCUCCUGGUCUCGACCAACAGCGUCGAGCCAAUGUCGGACAGCGAUGCCCGCACCACCUUCUCGAAGCACCGAGAGUGCGUGGCCGCCCAAGACAUGGCCGCUGUGCUGGACGACGGCCUCAAGGCGGUAUUUUGUGCCACGUGUGCGCACUUCGUCAUGCACUGCCCCAACCUCCUUUACGAAGCGUCUUCGCGCCUCACGUGGACCACUGGUGCAAGCCGGCCUCCGGCCAAAUUCGCCCACCUGAUACUUGCUCAGUGGUGCUCCAUAAUAGAGCCCCCCGUGGACGACCAGGGCCAGCGUCGACGCUGCGAGCGCUCCGUAGGCAAUACGCGAGAGAGGACAUUGUAAGUGCCAUCAACCGUAACCGUGUGCUGGUGAUUUGUGGCGAGACUGGAUCUGGAAAGACCAAGCAGGCUGCCCAGUUCAUCUUUGAAGACUACAACCGUGGAGGCCAAGGCUCCAGGUGCAAUAUCGUGGUCACCCAGCCAAGGAGGAUUGCAGCAAUCUCCAUGGCAAAGCGGGCGGCUCUCGAGCGGCAUAAUGAGCUGAGCCACACCGCCGGCUUCCAAGUCCGUCUCACGAAGCAGCUGCUGACGAGCCGCGGAGGCAUACUCUUCUGUACAGUCGGCAUCCUGGUGCGGCACUGGCAGCAGAACGGCGAACUCGUUGACGAGGUCCAUGAGCGUGACGUCUCUACCGACUUCCUGCUCGUGAGGUGCUCUCCACCAACAGCACACUGAAGGUUCGCCCGCCCAGAGUAGCCGGCAAUUCGGCGUUGUACGCAUGGAACGGCGCCCAAUGACGACAUAACGCGCCCGUCGUGUACCGGCUGUCUCCUUGGCAGCGCCCUGUCACAGCUGUUCUAGCACAACAGUUCCAGGCUCUGCAGGCGUUAAUACUACCACAUCUGCCGUGAUUGUCUUAGCUGAGAGGCUGACUAUGCGGCCGGGGUUGAUCGCGGGACCACCGACUUCACGUGACACACGGCGCUGGUACCGUGGGUUCACUAGACGUGUGGAAGCGGAUUCAGGGCCCUUCUACGCUGAAGUGCUGGUCUGCUGGGGCAAGGCUCGUCGUCGAAGUCCACGGCAAGCGCUACGACCAAGUCUGCGCGCUGCUAUGCCCGAGACGAUUGUCCAGCGACAUGGUGGACCCACUUGCGCCGAGCGCCAGCGUUUUUAUUCUGCGA
Dermacentor silvarum is the source of this 1422-nucleotide messenger RNA. RefSeq lists its product as uncharacterized. NCBI's taxonomy places the organism in Eukaryota, Metazoa, Arthropoda, Arachnida, Ixodida, Ixodidae. The transcript has 5 exons. The record is from RefSeq and is a predicted model, not a curated record. Gene Ontology annotation, molecular function: G-quadruplex RNA binding; DNA helicase activity. The coding region runs from base 80 to 973 and encodes 297 amino acids. Gene Ontology annotation, cellular component: cytoplasm; intracellular anatomical structure; nucleus.